UCGAAACCGUCUGAGCAUGGCUUCCGUUUCGAGCAGACUGAAUAUACAAUUACGUGAUGUUUUAGUAUUAAAACAAUGUUUAAAAAGGUAUUUUUCAACGUGUAGUAUUUCUAGAAACAACACACUUAAUACCCAACCAGCGAGGGAACGUAGAUCGUGGCAGGUUUCUCAUUGCAAACUUCGCAUUGUGCAGCAGAGAGGACUUUCUUCACAUACUCUUCAUACAGAUUCCAAAAAUGACAUAAAUCCAUUCCAGCUGGCUAAACCAGAGAUUGAUCAUAUAUGUAACAAUAUAAAUAAGACAUUUAGAACACAUUUGUCUGAGCUGAGAGAAAUGGCACAAUACUACUUUGAUGGACAAGGGAAAACUUUUCGGCCUCUGAUAGUGCUCCUAAUGGCAAAAACCCUCAAUGCUCAUGAGAACACCUCAGAUGUAAUUUCACAGUCCCAAAAGCAAGUAGCCAUGAUAACAGAAAUGAUUCACACUGCCAGUCUAGUACAUGAUGAUGUGAUAGACAACUCCUCUACAAGACGCGGAAAACCCACAGUAGACAACAGAUGGGGGCAAAGAAAGGCCAUCUUGGUAGGGGAUUAUAUACUUUCUGUAUCCUCCAUGCUUCUGGCCCAGCUACGAAAUGAGGAGGUGGUCAAAAUAUUGUCUCAGGUCAUCGAAGAUCUAGUUAGAGGGGAAUUUAUGCAGCUAGGAUCAAAAGAAGAACCAAAUGAUAGAUUCAACCACUACUUGAAGAAAACAUACAAGAAAACGGCAAGCCUUAUGGCAAACAGUUGUAAAGCAGUUGCUGUUUUAAAUAACUGUAGUGAGGAGAUAACUCAGGUAGCUUUUGAAUAUGGACGGAAUAUAGGAAUGGCAUUUCAGCUCAUAGAUGAUCUGCUAGAUUUUACAUCCCAAGAAAGCAUUAUGGGUAAACCUACAGCUGCUGAUCUGAAGCUAGGGCUAGCUACUGCUCCUGUCCUAUAUGCAGCUCAGGAACACAGGGAACUAAAUGCAUUGAUAAUGAGACGAUUUUGUCAUGAAGGAGAUGUAGAAUUAGCCAGAAACCUAGUUGCCAAGAGUGAUGGUGUCUACCAAACUAGACUGUUAGCUGAAGCUCACAGUGUUGCUGCCAUAAAAUUACUUAAUGAACUGAGACAUUCUAAAGCCAGGGAUGCAUUAGAAAAUGUGGCCUCCAUGGUACUAAGCAGGAAAAAAUAACACAAAGGAACUUAGGGGACCUAAUUCAAUUGUGCUUAUUGUUAUGAUAAUAUUGUUGGCCUUUUGUAUAAUCAUUUUUAACAAAUUGCUUGCAAUGUCCUUGCAUAUAUUUCUCCCAUUUUUUAGAAUAAUAAAUUUAUAUGUUAAAGAGA
Molecule: messenger RNA, 1365 nt
Organism: Saccostrea echinata
Lineage: Eukaryota; Metazoa; Mollusca; Bivalvia; Ostreida; Ostreidae
Product: all trans-polyprenyl-diphosphate synthase PDSS1-like
Exons: 10
Coding region: 17-1213 (398 amino acids)
Biological process (GO): isoprenoid biosynthetic process; ubiquinone biosynthetic process
Cellular component (GO): mitochondrion; transferase complex
Molecular function (GO): prenyltransferase activity
Source: RefSeq, a predicted model, not a curated record